GAGCCACCACUGGUGUAUAAUACAGUGAAACAGGGUCAUUACACCGAGGACUAUGUGGCCAUUUACAAACAGGAUUCCCUACGAUAAACUGUUUUGAAAAUCGGUAAUCCUCGGAAUCAAAAUCCAGCCCUGGUUUUCUUUUCUACCGGGUAGUUAGCUGCACAAUGCUACUAUUUAUUGGUCUGAUUGUCUUCACACCUGCUGAAAGGGUUUUUUAGCCCGACACUGACAGCGCAGUUGUGCCCUUGGCGGAUCUAUUUUGCAGCGUCAGGUCUGAAAGAGACGGCCAAUAUUCAGGGGUGGUGUCAGGCUAUUAACACUUACUGAUGUAUGCCGCCGAUUAGUUCAUUAGUUGCUGUCAAUGUGAACGCAAACACAUUCUAAGUUGAAUUUCAUUAAACGAUAGACUAAUAGAAUCUAUAGUCUCCAUUCAACCUUUUUUACAUUGCGGUCAUAAGUUUGCAUGUGUGGAGUCUGUAUCCUACCAAAGGUUUCCUGCGAUGCUGCGCUUCCUCUCUCCCUGCAUGUUCAGAGCCUUUAGCACAGUCCGCGCUAACUAGUCUGAGAUGUGCGGGGUUUUAAUGGAGAUAGCCCUUGGUGUCUAACGCGCGCCCGGGAUGUGCACGGAGGGGAAUGGAAUCUGCAGAGGUGGCACACGCGCCCCAUUCAAAGGACGCGCUGCGACGAGUGAAAGCAUGAGCUCUGUUUCUCCGGAGUAAAAGCGGACGAAGCUAGAACUUGGAAUAAAUUAACAGCGACAAUGACUCAAAAUGAGAUGGAGAUGCAGCAGCCUGCCCCGCGGUCUCGUGGCUUGAAGCUGUGGAGUGGAUUGAGGCAGCAGUGGAGGCUCUUGGGCCUUUUCGAGAUCGACCAGCAGCACCCCUUCCACAGCCUCACCUGCAUGAUGAAGGAGGGCCUUUCUGCCGCUGUGCAGAACAGCAUCGACAACCCGCCCCUGAAUGAACUGUCUGAAGAGGAUUUUAAACAGGAGGUUACUCAGAUCCACAAGGGAUUCAGGAUGCAGUCAUUUGCAGGCCCGGUGUUUGCCAGUCUCAGACGCUCUCUGGGUCUGACAGAGAAAGAGUAUCAGAGCUCUCUCUCCUGCACCGGCUGCUACCUGCAGUUCAUCAGCAACUCAAAGAGCAAGGCUGACUUCUUCUUAACUAAUGACAAGCGGUUCUUCCUGAAGACGCAGAGCGAGCGGGAGAUAAAGUUCCUCCUGUCCCACCUGAAGGUCUACAUGGAGCACCUGGAGCGAUACCCUCACUCCCUGCUCGUCAAGUUCCUGGGUGUCCACAGGAUCAAAGUCCCUCGGAGAAGGCAGAAGUACUUCAUCAUCAUGCAGAGCGUCUUCUACCCUGACAAGAGGAUUGUGGAUCGGUAUGACAUCAAAGGCUGUGAGGUGAACCGCUGGACUGACCCGGCCCCUGAGGGAAGUCAGGUGAUCAUGGUUCUGAAGGACAUGAACUUUGAGGGCCAGUUCAUCACUCUGGGCCAGCAGGGCUCCUGGCUGCUCCGGCAGGUGGAGGUGGACACGGCCUUCCUGCAGGAGCUGAACGUGCUGGACUACAGCCUGCUGCUGGCCCAUCAGCCCCUGCACCAGGACGAGCGCAGCCAGAGCCUCUCCUUCGCCACCCUCAUCAUGCGCACCACCAAGUCCUGGUCUCUCUCCAACACAAGAAGAUCGACAGGCAGGCUGGCGAGUACAGGCUCAAGCCCCACCCUGACGGGUGCAGAGGAAGACUCCGCCCUGCUGGUGUCCGGGGCGUCGCCCGGCUACGGAACGGCCCCCGGGAGCCCCGAGGCCCGGCCGGACUCCCCGGACUCGCCGGGGCCCCUGGACUUCCGGGCGCAGAACCGGCGGCUCCUGGGCAGCUUCAGGAACCCGCUGCACGUGAUCGACGGGCCCGAGGAGCGCUACUUCCUGGGCAUCGUGGACGUGUUCACGGUGUACGGCCUGAGGAAGCGUCUGGAGCGGCUGUGGAAGAGGCUCCGUCACCCGCGCCGCUCCGUCUCCACCGUCAGCCCCCCGGCCUACGCCCGCAGACUCGGCCAGUGGGUGCGCUGCCACGUCCGGUAGGGCCAGCGCUCGGGGGCGGGGGACCUGGACCGGGGGGGAGUCUCACGUGCCAUUGGCUCAGGUGGUAAGAGCAGUAGGAGGGUUGCCGGUUAGAUCCCGCCCCGGCUGUGUCGAAGUGUCCCUGAGCAAGACACCUAACCCCCGGAUGCUCCUGACGAGCUGGUCGAGCUAGUGUGUGUGUGUGUGUGAAUGGGUGAAUGAGAAGCGUCAAUUGUAAAGCACUUUGGAUAAAGGUGCUAUAAUUAACAUUUACCAUUUACGUGGGAUUGGUGCAGAGGCUGCUCUCAGAUCUCCAAGGGCUUCAGUUAGGAACUGAGAAAAUGUCAGUCUGACAGUUAUCAAGAUUUGGUUUUGUUACAAAUAAUGCGUUUGGCAAAAACUUUUAACCCACACGAUAUGCAAAGGUGCACUUGGUAAGCAAACCGUGAGUGACUGAGAACUAAAGCAAAGAUAAAAUCAGCAUUGCACUUGAGAUGUGUGCAGCGAGACCUGCAAAAUAAAGUGAGGUCAUGGGAAUCUGUGCAGCAGUAUCAGAAAAAGCAUCAGUUCCUUCAGUGUGCUGCUCUAAAUGCUCAUGUGCAUCACCCUUACAGAUAUGAUUUUUUUGCUAAAUCAAACUGUUGUCCAGGCUUUUUAUAUUUUUGCGCAGACCGACACACUGUCUACUUUUUAAAGGUGGGACUAAAAUACAAAUCUCAGCUGUACCUUAUCUGAGAAAGGGCAGUGGGGGCACAACCUAGUUCUAGUCCAUCACCAAAGUGUCUAGGGGGGAUGUGUUUUCAAUGGCAGUGCCUACGUUGCUCUGUUUGAGCCCCCGGCAGUAUUGAGAUACAGACCGGUUCUGCUUCAUCAUGGUCUCGGAACACACCGCACCACGAUGCCAUGUAAAAAUCAAAAUGGAGGUUUAGAUUGAGCCCCCAAGCCAUUCUGAAUAGGAGCAGUGCCUUAACUGGGUGAGCCACCUUCAGCCUGUGCUUCCUAAACGACCGUGGCUGGACUUGCUUACACCAAUGCACAUACUGCAGACUGACUUACACAUUUCUCACCCUUUAUUCGCUCACAUUUAUCGCCUUUAUCACCUGACUUUUGGUACAAUGGCAGACCUUGGUUUAUUCAGGCUGGUUUACAGAUAGUAAAUAGUCAUAUAUUAUAACCGUUUUAAAAUAAUAUUCCUCAUUUUCGUUUUUUUUUCUUGUAUUGUUUUAUUCUCUCUGUUGCCUUUAGUGAUAAAAAAUCGAUUGUGAGGUUUUAUAUUUGUAUGUGUGGUAGGAAUCAUUCCUAUUCCUUUUGUGGCACAAAGACUGAAGACAUUUUGGGAUGCCGUUUGAGUACUGCAUGCACUCAUUGGACUGCACUUUGACUCAAAGGCAAAAGACAUUUGGGGGUGGCCCGUAGUGUAGUGGUUAAGGUACAUGACUGGGACCCACAAGGUCGGUGGUUUGAUCCCCGGUCUAGCAAUAAGAUCCGCACAGCCGUUCGGCCCUUGAGCAAGGCCCUUAACCCUGCAUUGCUCCAGGGGAGGAUUAUUGCCUGCUUAGUCUAAUCAACUGUACAUCGCUCUGGAUAAGAGCGUCUGCCAAAUGCCAUUAAUGUAAUGUAAUGUAACAUUUUGGCUUGAAUCGUGUUUAGCUGGGGUAUAUAUGGGUAUAUUACAUUGUAAUAGUAAAUAAUAUUAUUAUAAUCAUCUUAAAAGUCCUUGGCCCUUAAUAAUACUUUUCCUUCCCUUGUAAGCUACAAAAUAACCUUGUUUUCCACGCUCAAUGUUGCACUUAAUUUGUCUAGCUCCCCUGAACAUGCCAACUGUCCACUUGUUUUUGUGGAUUUUGGACCAAAGUGCACCAAGUGCCACAGUCUACUGACAGAAUAAUAACAGCAAUAAAUGUGUUGAUGAUGAUGUCAUCAACAGUAAUACUUUCA
Molecule: messenger RNA, 3997 nt
Organism: Conger conger (European conger)
Lineage: Eukaryota; Metazoa; Chordata; Actinopteri; Anguilliformes; Congridae
Product: phosphatidylinositol 4-phosphate 5-kinase-like protein 1
Exons: 11
Coding region: 761-2080 (439 amino acids)
Biological process (GO): phosphatidylinositol metabolic process
Molecular function (GO): phosphatidylinositol kinase activity
Source: RefSeq, a predicted model, not a curated record